This is a messenger RNA of Quercus robur (English oak), 967 nucleotides long. RefSeq names its product protein C2-DOMAIN ABA-RELATED 4-like. The record is from RefSeq and is a predicted model, not a curated record. Lineage: Eukaryota; Viridiplantae; Streptophyta; Magnoliopsida; Fagales; Fagaceae. The transcript has 3 exons. The coding region runs from base 237 to 734 and encodes 165 amino acids.
UUUCUUUUUCUGAUUGAAUAGGUCGUGGUUCUUGGUCUUCUUUCUUUGGUUAUAUUAGGACAAUUGGGUUAGGCUUUGAUAGUGUCUAACUAUUUUUUCAACUAGUUCUCCACUCUGCCUAAGUAAAAGGGUAUUCAAUAUUCAAAGCCAUUACAUAAAGCAACAAGUCCUUUCAUUUCCUUUGUGUUCUACUGGUUUUUUUUUUUUGUCAAAAAUUUGUAUUUUUUUUCCCUGAGAUGGAGAGCCUUUUGGGUCUGCUUAGGAUUCAUGUCCACAGAGGGGUGAACCUCGCAGUCAGGGAUGUCAGAAGCAGUGAUCCUUAUGUUGUUAUCAAAAUGGGCAAGCAGAAGCUGAAGACUCGUGUAGUGAAGAAGAAUAUCAAUCCAGAGUGGAAUGAAGAUUUGACUCUUUCUGUAGCUGAUCCCAGUCUUCCAAUAAAGAUUUUUGUAUUCGACAAAGACACAUUUUCUCUGGAUGAUAAAAUGGGGGAUGCUGAGUUUGAGAUUGGUUCAUUUCUUGAAGCCUUAAAGAUGCGCUUGGAAGGCCUUCCUAAUGGAACAAUAAUUUCGAGAGUACAACCAAACAGGCAAAACUGUCUAGCUGAAGAGAGCUGCAUUAUCUGGACUGAUGGCAAAGCUGUUCAAAAUAUGGUUCUUAGACUGCGAAAUGUGGAGAGCGGCGAGGUGGAACUCCAGUUACAGUGGAUUGACAUUCCUGGUUCCCGGGGUUUGUAGAUCCAUCUACUCUAUUAAUUUAAUGGCUCGCUUAUUGUAAAUACAGGAUUGAAGCAUCCUUUUUUGGCAACAAAUGAGGCUGUUCACUUUGUUUCCUUUGUUCAUAGAUGUUAAGAGAGUGAAAUUUAGUAGUGUAAUCCUCCCAUGUAUUGUUACCAAUCAUAUGGGAUCGGAGUAAACAGAAUGGCACAAUCGUUUGUUUUCUUUUUAAUAAAGACGUGGUUAUUGGCUAA